Messenger RNA from Macrosiphum euphorbiae (potato aphid), 420 nucleotides. The record is from the annotation of a GenBank genome assembly. NCBI's taxonomy places the organism in Eukaryota, Metazoa, Arthropoda, Insecta, Hemiptera, Aphididae.
AUGAACAACAAAUCACCAUUGCCAAAAAAAAGCGAUAAACAAAAGCCAUUAGUGCCACCGAUAACAAUAAUCAACCAAAACUCCAUACUAUCGAAAGCUGGGCCACCUUCAGUUACCCCCACUGCCAACGUUGAAGAUAAUAUUUUCGACUGGUCUACACCCUGGUCAACAAAGACAGACAAGAGAAAAAAUAAACAAAAUUCUCCAACGGGUACCUCUCCGAAACUUAAACACUCAAACUCUACGUAUACUUCUAAAAACAGAUUCUCUCCACUUGCUCAUGAUAAUAUCGACGACGACGAUGAGAUGGAAACCGAUACCACAACAAAUUUAUCGCAGACAAAACUCCCAUUACCACCACCUAUAUUUAUUAAAACCGAUAUAGUGCAGUUUAAUCUCUUCUGCGAAUCCAUUAAAUAG